Messenger RNA from Macrosteles quadrilineatus (aster leafhopper), 1848 nucleotides. RefSeq lists its product as uncharacterized. Gene Ontology annotation, molecular function: nucleic acid binding; RNA-DNA hybrid ribonuclease activity. Bases 1 to 1848 code for a protein of 615 amino acids. The transcript is spliced from 2 exons. The record is from RefSeq and is a predicted model, not a curated record. Lineage: Eukaryota; Metazoa; Arthropoda; Insecta; Hemiptera; Cicadellidae.
AUGACUGCUAGGGAUAAGACUAUUAAAUAUACAUCAGGGUGGGUAGAGUCUCUACUUAAGAGGAGGAAGGUAAGACUCUCUUCUCACAAUGAGGUUCUGGAGGCCAGGACCACACGAGGGUGUCCACAGGGGGGUGUACUCUCUCCUCUUCUCUGGAACCUUGUUGUGGACGACUUAAUUAGAUCUCUCAGUGAUAGUGGUGUAUUCGUUCAAGGAUACGCGGACGACAUUGUGAUACUAGUUAUGGGUAAAUUCAAUAACACGGUCUCCGACCUCAUGAACACAGCCUUGAGGUCAGUUGGACAAUGGUGCACAGAGGUGGGCCUUUCUAUCAACCCCUCCAAAGGGGCGGUUAUCCCCUUCACGAGGAGGCGCGAUCUAAAUGGCAUAGGACCUCUGAGACUACAAGACACAGUGCUUGAGAUGCAGAAUCAGGUAAAGUACCUGGGGGUGGUAUUGGACCGAAAGCUGCAAUGGGGGCCACAACUCCAAAAGGUCAUUGAUCGAGGUAAGUGGUCACUCAUGGCCUGCAGACGGAUGGUGGGAGGAACCUGGGGGCUCAAGCCGGUGCUCAUGCACUGGCUAUUUGUCUCCGUGGUAAGGCCCGCCAUGACAUACGGCUCACUCGUGUGGUGGCCCAAGAUGGACUCAGUGUCGGUGGUGAGAGAUCUGGCUGCCGUCCAAAGACUCGCCUGUCUCAUCAUCACGGGCGCAAUGAGCAGCUGUCCGGGAGCCUCACUGGACUGCCUUCUCAACCUCACUCCGAUUGACCUGCAUGUCAAGGUCACUGCGAGGAGGACUGCCUACAGACUCCAGUGUGAAAACCUUUGGUUGGAUGUUGGAGGAUCCCGAGGUCACUCUCGGAUCACUCAGCAGGUAAGAGGGGAGGUAAUGGACAUGCCCUCGGAUCACAUGCCGACUCGAUUCUUCUUCGCCAGACCAUUCACUGUCCUCCUUCCGUCCAGGGAUGAGUGGAUGUCCGGUGGGAAUCCUCUUCCACAAGGCGACCUUGAAUGGUAUACUGAUGGUUCAAAGGUAAGAAGUGGGACUGGGGCUGGAAUUCAUGGAGUGCAGAACAGGGUGGACAUUUGUCUUCCUAUGGGCACUCACCCAACUGUGUUCCAGGCCGAAAUGACUGCGAUUAUGGUAUGUGCUAGGGAAAACCUGAGGCUAGGCUUCAGGGACAUCAACAUUUCCAUUUUUACAGACAGCCAGGCUGCGCUCAAAGCGCUUGACUCCUAUGAAUUCAAUUCUAAGGUGGUCUGGGACUGCCUUUCUGCGGUAUGUGACCUGGGCAGGCGCAACAAGGUAACGCUCUGUUGGGUUCCUGGGCACUCAGGGAUAGAAGGGAAUGAGGUGGCUGACAGGCUAGCAAAUGUCACGUCAGCCUCAGACUUCGUGGGACCACAGCCUUUCUGUGGAAUCUCUCGUGGGCAUGCAUGUCACUCAGUCAUGGCAUGGGCUCAGGAGGAACACAGGAAAAGAUGGGUUAGGCUUCAGCACCAUAGGGUAAGUAAGCUCACCCUCUUCUCCCCUUCCCAGACGGUCGCCUCCAAUGCCCUACGCUUGGACAGGAGGCGACUCAGACAGAUCACAGGAAUGGUCACUGGACAUGGCUUUCUGAAAUUACACCUGCAUCGCUUGAGGAUCCACAAUGUUGACACUGCGUGUAGGAAAUGUGGGCAAUCAGAGGAGACUGCUGAUCACCUACUCUACGACUGCACAGCUCUGAAUGAGGUAAGGGACAGUACUCUUGGUGCAAUGACAAGGGGCAGACACCUUCCUCAGGAGGAGCUCAUUGACAGGAUGCUGGAGUUCAUUAAGCAACUCAGGUUUGACGGACUCUGA